CUUCCCCAGUCGCUGCGUGGUCAUGACUGCCUUGGCUUUUGAGCACAGACAAGCUCAAUAAAAUUAGGGCGACAGACCUCCCUCAUAGGUUCGCGCCGGAUCUUUGCAGAGCGGAGCUAUGACGUGGCACACUGCAACACGCACGGCCGCGUUCCUGCCCGGGCAAUCCCUCUCAUCGCCAGAUGCUCUCUCCCCUGUCCCUUCCUACAGGUCAUAGCUUGCAACCAACCACGGACAAUCAUGGCGGACAGCCUAGCCGGCGGCCCCGCAGCCUCCGCCUCCUCUCCCCCCGCCUCCUCUCCCCCUGCCUCCUCUCCCCCCGCCUCCUCUCCCCCCGCCUACGCCCCCGCGCCCGACCCCUUCCCGCUGCUGUCUCUGCCCGAUGACGUCAUCGCGGCAGUGAUGCGCUGCCUGGCCGCCUCCCAGGUGGUGGCUCUGGGCGCCUGCUGCCAGCGGCUGCUGCGGGGGCCGGCGGCGGAGGACGUGCUGGUGUGGCGCCACUUCUGUGAGCGGGCGCUGAUGGGGCUGGAGGAGGAGGAGGAGGAGGCGGAGGAGGAGGAGGAGGCGGAGGGGGAGGAGGAGGGGGCCAGUGGCAUGCAGGCUACGGGGCGAGGCAGCAGGCGGGCAGCGGCGCGAGGCGGAGGCGGAGGCGGAGGCGGAGGCGGAGGCGGAGGCGGAGGCGGAGGCGGAGGCGGAGGCGGAGGCGGAGGCGGAGGCGGAGUCGUUGCCGUCAGGCCGCUGCCGCCCCAGGCACUGGAUCUCCAGGCCUGGGGCGCCCCCAGCUAUCGCGCUCUGUACUGCCGCCUGCUGCGGCCCUAUGUCGGGCUGGCCACCCGGGGCCCCUGGCUCAGCGGGUGGGUGGUGAUGCGCUGCCUGGCCGCCUCCCAGGUGGUGGCUCUGGGCGCCUGCUGCCAGCGGCUGCUGCGGGGGCCGGCGGCGGAGGACGUGCUGGUGUGGCGCCACUUCUGUGAGCGGGCGCUGAUGGGGCUGGAGGAGGAGGAGGAGGAGGCGGAGGAGGAGGAGGAGGCGGAGGGGGAGGAGGAGGGGGCCAGUGGCAUGCAGGCUACGGGGCGAGGCAGCAGGCGGGCAGCGGCGCGAGGCGGAGGCGGAGGCGGAGGCGGAGGCGGAGGCGGAGGCGGAGGCGGAGGCGGAGGCGGAGGCGGAGGCGGAGGCGGAGUCGUUGCCGUCAGGCCGCUGCCGCCCCAGGCACUGGAUCUCCAGGCCUGGGGCGCCCCCAGCUAUCGCGCUCUGUACUGCCGCCUGCUGCGGCCCUAUGUCGGGCUGGCCACCCGGGGCCCCUGGCUCAGCGGCUUGCAGCCGCUGGGGUCUCUGGUGGUGGUGGCCGCCGUGCCGCCCGCCCUCACUGGCUACCUGGUGUGCUCCACCCGCCUGGGCGAACCGGGGGUCAGUGGCGCGCCCAUCUUCACCAUUGGCUUCGCCCGCGGCAGUAGCAGCCUCAGCGGCAGUGGCAGUGGCAGUAGCAGCAGCGGCAGUGGAGGCAGUGGUAGAAGCAGCAGUGACGGAGGUGGUAGCAGCACCGUCGCUGGUGAGGGGAGCGGGUCAGCAGGCGACGGUACUGGUGACGAGGGCGAGGGCGGCAGCGGCGGCGCCGCGACUGGCGAAGGCGGCCAGGGAGGCGGCGGCGGGCAGGGCGGCGUGGUGGUUCAGUGCCUGCGAGGCCAGAACUCAUUUGGGGCUCGGGUGCGCCGCGAGUUCGGCGAGGCGCCGCGGUCCACCGUCACCGCCCGGGUGCUGCAGGCGCUGCCGCCACACGCCGCCCGGCUGCAGCUGCGGACGGCGCCGCCGCCGCCGGCCCACACAUCGCGUGCGGGGCAGCCGCUGCAGCCGGGAGAGGAGGAGGAGGAGGGGGCGGAGGAGGAGGAGGAGGACGAGGGGGAGUGGGCUGACGCGGAGGAGGGGGUGGGGGAGGGGUCCGGGCAGGCGGCACGUGCGCAGGCGGCGCCGUCGGCUGUGCCUCAGGCGGCGGCUGUGAUGCUUACCAGGGGUCUCGGCAAGCGCCGGCCCGCGGCUGUUCCCCGUCUCUACGGGUUCCGCCUCUCUUGCUGCUGCAGCUGCUCGCAUCUGGAGACGGAGGCUGUGUGCCGCUGGGACCCCGUCGCGCACACGCCCCUGCCCGAGCACCUUCUGACGCCGCCGCCGCCGCCGCCACGACUGGAGGCCGCCGCCGCCAGAGAAGUAGGGGCCGGAUUCGGAUCCGGAUCUGGACCCGGUUCUGGAUCCGGAUCUGGGGGCGAGUGGAGGCUGGACCUGGAUCUGCGCGCCAGCCCCGAGCCGGACCUGCGGACGCGGCAGGUGUUGUCGUGGACGAUGCAAGCGUUGAGGGACGGCGCCUCGGCUCGGGCUGUUGCCUUCAGGCGCCUGGACAUGGGGCUGGACGCCGCCGACCUCGCCCUCGCCGCCGCAGUGGCAGCCGCGGCGCGGCCGCCAAGCCAGCAGCACCCCGCCGCAGCCGUGGGAGCAGCAGACGCAGGCCAGGCACCGCCUGCCGCAGCGGAGCCCGCGGGACCCGAGCAUGAGGCCAAUGCCGCUGCUGAUACCGCUGUCGCUGCUGCCGCCGACCCGGCAGCGCCGCCACUGCCACCUGCUAAUGUGACCGACCCGGCAGCCGCGACGCAGCUGCGGCUGCAGCAACAGCCACAGCUGCAGCUACAGCCGCUCCUAGCGCGGCACCCCCUGGAAGGGCUGUGGCGGGGCUCCUACGGCGCGCACGGCAUUGAGAUGGUGGUGAUCAAGCGGGCGGGGCCAGCGCUGCUGCUGGGCCGCAAACUGACGGGUGAUGCCAACGUUCCGGCGGGCCAUCACACCUUCCGAGUGUACCUGGACACCCCCGGCCGCACCAAGGGCUCACAGCGCGGGCAGCGCUUCACGUUGCCUACCGACUACGUGUCACGCGUGGAUCUGGAUCCGGACCUCAUCGAUGAGAUCGCCGCCGAGGCGCCCACAGGGGCUCCCGGCGGCCAGUCCCGUCCCCGUCCCUGCAGCACUGGCGGCCCGAAGCGGCCUGUGCUGGUGGAGGCAGCCUACGCGGCGGAGGGGCAGGGCUCACAGCGCGGGCAGCGCUUCACGUUGCCUACCGACUACGUGUCACGCGUGGAUCUGGAUCCGGACCUCAUCGAUGAGAUCGCCGCCGAGGCGCCCACAGGGGCUCCCGGCGGCCAGUCCCGUCCCCGUCCCUGCAGCACUGGCGGCCCGAAGCGGCCUGUGCUGGUGGAGGCAGCCUACGCGGCGGAGGGGCAGAUUGCCGGCACGGGCUUCCGCGCCCCCUCCUGGAUCGAGGCCGAGCUGGUGGUGCUAGGCGGCCACACGCUGGGGCUGCUGUGGCACGGCCUGCGCAGCUUCUCAGCCUUCCGCCGCAUGCGCCUGGCGACCCCCACCACACCACCACCACCACCACCACCACGACAACCAUAACGGCGGCGGCUGCGACAACGACGGCGCUGUCAGCUGUUUCGCCCGGUGGAGCUGCUGGCGGAGGUGCUGCUGACUAGGCUGACUGGGCUGCUGGUCCAUGGCUGGGGCGCUGACUGCUACGUGUGGUAGUCGGUCGCCAGCAGGAGCGGUUCGGCGGAGCGGCCGCGGGGGCCGCCGGGGCCGUUGGGGGGUGAUGCUGGGUUGUUUGGGGGAUGUUGGGUAUGCGGCGAGCACGGGGCACCGUGCAUCGUGCCUGAAGUGGAGACAAAAGUGUGCUCAGCGGUGCGUCGGCAGUUGCGGGCCGGGUGCACCGGCUGCCAUACAUCAGGGGGGUGAGCGGGUGUGCAGCGGUGCCUGGACGAAUAGAGGGACGCCGGGUGCUGGUCGGUUGGAGCCGCGCAGUGGGUACCAGCUGCUCUGAUUCGGUAUGGGUGUGGCAUCAGGAUGUGAGGACAGGAGGCUUUAAAAGCAUGAGAAUUGACAGGAGCAGGAGAGUGAGGUGGCGUGUAGCCGGGCGGCACGAACCCAGACCGCCCGGCCGGCAUGGCGCAUGCAUAAUUCCAACCCAUAU
Molecule: messenger RNA, 4003 nt
Organism: Chlamydomonas reinhardtii
Lineage: Eukaryota; Viridiplantae; Chlorophyta; Chlorophyceae; Chlamydomonadales; Chlamydomonadaceae
Exons: 14
Coding region: 241-3432 (1063 amino acids)
Molecular function (GO): protein binding
Source: RefSeq, a predicted model, not a curated record